Molecule: messenger RNA, 2496 nt
Organism: Fusarium falciforme
Lineage: Eukaryota; Fungi; Ascomycota; Sordariomycetes; Hypocreales; Nectriaceae
Product: FAD-binding PCMH-type domain-containing protein
Exons: 1
Coding region: 1-2496 (831 amino acids)
Molecular function (GO): oxidoreductase activity; FAD binding
Source: RefSeq, a predicted model, not a curated record
AUGGACUUGCUUGGGUGCGGCAACUUUCCUAUGUUCCGCUGCAAGGCAUCGGCAGCGGGCUGUGCCUUUUCUCCGGAUGCUAUCUCGGCGGCCGGCAGCAAGGCGUCUAAGCCCGAGUCUGAGUCCAACUCCAAGCCCAGCCCUGUGAGCCACUCCCAGCUGGGCAUUGCCGGAGCACCCCCCGCGCUGCUGGGCUCGUGGCGCUCACUCCAGGUAUCCAGCCACUAUCAAGAGGGCCUCGCGCAAUGGAACUUUACUGCCAACGGCCAGGCGUCGCUGCACUGGCCAAACUACCUCGACCGCAGCGUGCAGCGCUACUCCGUCUCGCACUCCGACGAGGAUCCCAGCCUGGUGCUCCUCGCCAGCGCCAGCGGCACCAUCACCACCUGUCGCUUCCAGUUCCAGUACCAGCCAGUAUACUCAUACGCCGUGCUCGACUGCGGAGCGCCGAACCAGCCGGCAGGAGACAGGGAAAACAAGCAAAAUACGCAAUGGGCCAUGGGCCGGUGCAACCCGUGCAAUGCCCACUGUCGCUACUCGUGCGGCCCCGAGAACGACUUCUGCGGCGCCGGCUCGUGCGACCCGGCCGAGUCGGUGCAAGCAGCAUCCGCCGGCGCCCUGCCCUCGCCGCCUCAGAAUACGCACAAAGCACUCAAAGACGGCCAUGACUGGUGCACGCCCCAAGACUCCAGCUGCUGGCCCACCAAGACGGCCAUCCACGAGCUGGAGCAGGCGCUGGACCCCACAGUGCCCCGGCUCGGCGUUCGGUGGAGCAGCUACCCGGAACCGCAGCCGGCGCCGGUACCAACGGGCUCCAUUAACAACCAGUCCUUCUACGGCCUAGGUAAUGCGCCCGGGGGCCUCAGGGCGCUAUACUACUACGAGGACGUCGCUGAGAUGCAGCGCCCGUGCUUCAACCUGGCCGAUGGCCCUACUGCGUGGAAUAUCGCGUCAGACAUGUGCAAGGCGGCGCUGCACCAAAACGAGUACCGCAAUUGGAACCCCUUCAUCGUUGUCUUCCCGCUUAACGAGCGCCAUGUGGCCGCCGCCCUCACAUUUGCCGCGCGGCACCGCCUGUGCAUCGCCACUGCCGGCACCGGCCACGAGUAUAACAGCCGCAACUCAUGCCCGACUGGCGGCAUCCUUAUCCGCACAAUCCUGCUCAAGGACAAGGCCUUUAUGCCCACCUGGGGCGAGGACCCGGCCCUGGCCCCCGCUGGCGCAUUCCGCUUUGGCGCCGGCUCCAUCUUCGCCGAGAUGCACACCUUCUCGGCCAAGCACGCCCGUGUCAUUGCAUCGGGCUGGUGCUCCACCGUCGGCAUGGUUGGCUUCCAUCUCGGCGGCGGCCACGGGCCCUUUGCGCCGUCUAUGGGCCUCGGCGUUGAUAACUUGCUGGAGAUUGAAGUUCUGCAGGUCGGCCGUGACGCCCACGGCCUGCCCGUCGUCCAUAAGAAGAUCGCUAGUCGCCGCCAUAAUCCGCAGCUCUUCUGGGCCAUGCGCGGCGGCGGCGGCGGCGUCUGGGGCGUUAUUCUCUCUAUGACGAUCCGCGCCCACGCCGUGCCAGACGGAGGCCUCAGCCGCGUCUUUAUGUCCCAGAACGGCACUUUUUGCCCGGACUCGCGGGAGUUUGGCUAUGAGUGGGUGCGCGACAUGUGGACUCGCUUCACCGCGUGGCAGCUGAGGCUCAACCACAAGGUCAGCACGCAGCCCUCCUUCUUUAUCAACACCACCCAGUACAAGACGGGCGGCCUCUGCGCAGUCACUUGGCAGUUCAACUUUGAGUACUUCUACGCCGGCGGUCAGGCAGCGCAGGACUACGUUCUGUUCCGCGACGGCCUCCAGGACGCGCUGCAGACGAAGACCGUGCAGGAGCACAACUUCAAGUCGGCCUAUGAGUACCUCCUCUCUAUGCCCGCCGACAAGUUUCUACUCGCCGUCAUGAACCCGCUGCCGGCGCCGCACCCGCCCUCCGACAAGGCCACUGGCUCUCAGAACUCGGUCUUUGUCUCGCGGCAGGCCAUGGAGACAAAGUUCGCCUCGACCAUGAUGGACGUGCUGGAUAUCUGCGUGGCGUCCCUGAAGAAUCCUGACCCGGACUCGCCGAGUCCAGACGGCUAUCGCUGCGGCUUCCACUACCUCUACACGUCGCUGACGGGCAAUCUGGGGAGCUCGCAGCCGGACGACACGGCCAUCUCGCCGGGCUUCCGCUCGGCGCUCAUGCUGUGGAAUGCGCGAACUUUGACGACGCAGCAGUCGAGGGACACAGUGUAUAAGCUUGGGCCGAACAGCUAUUUCUCCGAGAGUUCGUAUGUGAUGCACAACUGGACGGCGAGGUACUGGGGCCAGAAGGCGUACGAGCAGUUGCUGGCUGUGAAGAAGGCGCACGACCCGGGGAAUCAUUUCUGGUGCCAUCAUUGUGUUGGGGAUGAUCCGGAUGAUGCGUAUGGGCAGCCGCUAGGUGCUACGGCUGAUUCUGUUGAGAGAGAUGAGUUGUAG